This is a messenger RNA of Schizophyllum commune H4-8, 1736 nucleotides long. RefSeq lists its product as uncharacterized. The transcript is spliced from 6 exons. The record is from RefSeq and is a predicted model, not a curated record. Gene Ontology annotation, molecular function: protein binding. Lineage: Eukaryota; Fungi; Basidiomycota; Agaricomycetes; Agaricales; Schizophyllaceae. Bases 107 to 1366 code for a protein of 419 amino acids.
GUGACGCGCUUAACUACAGUACCCCACGUAUCCUAUUACAGUGGGUCUCAAUACCUGGGCAUACACCUACUAGAGCACGCCUGGAACACGCUGACAUUCCUUGGUGAUGGCUGACCUUUCGGACGACAACCCUCCUCGGCUGCCUCUGGAGAUAUUGGAGUACAUCAUUUGCUGUGUCUCUGACCGGAAGACCUGCUUGACAUGCGCGCUGGUCUGUCGCUUCUUCGUGAGACCUAGUCGCCGCCGCGCGUUCCGAAGGCUCAAGAGACGCGGUCUUGAAUCCGUGCGGAAGAUGAGCUCUCUCCUCGAGUCUCCACAUUGCACGUUCGCGCAAGAGACUCACUGGUUUUCGCUGAACCAUGACAUGUCUGGCGAUGGUGGUGUCACGCCACUCGACUGCCUUCAACGCCUCCCCAACCUCGCCACACUCCGCGUCGAGCGCAUGACGAGCUCCCAGUGUCAACUAUACCUCAUGGGUCCUCUCAUGCGCAGUCUGCCACACUUGACCAACCUGACUCUGGACUACGUCAGCUUCCUCUCCUUCGACAUGUUCCUCAUGGUGCUCGCCGCGUUGCCUCGCCUGCAGAGCCUCUCCUGCAGAAGCCUGUCGUUCCACGGGAUGCGGAACGUCCCAUGGCCGGCGGAGUCAGGAGCCCUGCGCAACCUUCGUUUCCUGAGCUCCGACCCCAUGCGCGCCUAUGACUGGAGGGUAUUCCUGGAGGGGAUGCUGGCGGCACCGUAUCGCCCGCCGGUGGAGCAUCUUGAGCUCAAGUUGCCGUGGCCAGAGGUUGUCAUAUGCGAACGCAUCUGUGAUCUAGUGAAUGGGUUCAGCCCGACGUUGAAGUUCAUGCGCAUCAAUCCGGGUUUCACGCAGUACGUCCCAGAGGAAUACAGCACACUGGACUUUGCCCGCUUCAGGCAGCUGCGGUCUCUCACUGUCGAGCCCACAAUGCACAUUAGCGACUGGUUCGUACGCGGGCAAGGAGACAAGUUGCUCGACCUGCUCCUCCGCGGGCUCGACGCCCCGCAUAUGCAGAAGAUCGUCUUCCUCAUCACCGUAAACGACAGCGGCCCUCCGGAAGACUCGUGCCACCCCAAAUCGCCGAAGAAGUGGGCAGAGCUCGACGAUCGUAUUGCGUGCUUGCCGCAUUUUCAGGAGAUGAAGUUCGUGCUGUCGCUCUGCUCGCCGUCGAUGCAGAGGCGAGGGGAGCAUGGCCUUAUCACGGACUGGUUGUGUGGGAUGCUACCGAAGGCCUGCGCGAGAGGGCUCUUGCGGUUCCGGCUGGUCAACAACGUCGUUCCUCAACUCGGCAUAAUAUUCAGACCGGGACCUCAGCUGCUUUUCCGUCGUCCUGAAGUUGCGUAAUACACAUUUGAUUCAUCUUCGAUGCGGAUCUACCGCCAACAUUAUUCACCAUUUGCUAUAAGGUAGAAACUUCCCGCUGAAUAUGAUGCAUGAGCCAUAGUAUGCGGAAAGAAGGAGGUUCGGAUAACGCACUCGAAGUUGAUCAUGGACAUGAUACCGUCUCCGAACUGCAUAAUUGUCAGCCGACCCUCGGACGAAGGAAGUGUUCAACAGCGACCUUCUCGUUAAUGAUAGCCUGCCAGAGAAGGUCGGGUCAACUCUGAACGGCAAUCUAGCAAUUGGUUCAUGUCCUCAGACGCACCUUGAUUGCGUGACCAUACACCAAGACGCCCUCAUACAAGCGGUAGAUGACGGGGUCUGUGGGCGGCGA